Abrus precatorius (Indian licorice) is the source of this 2989-nucleotide messenger RNA. RefSeq names its product protein TIC 21, chloroplastic. Lineage: Eukaryota; Viridiplantae; Streptophyta; Magnoliopsida; Fabales; Fabaceae. The record is from RefSeq and is a predicted model, not a curated record. Bases 100 to 951 code for a protein of 283 amino acids. The transcript is spliced from 4 exons.
ACUCGGAAUUCAAAACCGUGGGAAUCAGAGAAAGCAGACGAAGGAAAAAGAGAAAAAAAGGUUAAUAGAUACUUCCCUUUUUUUACGCCAGCAGCAGCAAUGCAAACGCUACUUCUGCCGGCAACACGCGCCGGCAGCAUCAUGGCGGCGUCUCCGGGGGUUCCGUUGUCAGCCUCCUCCAUCUCCGCCCCCCGUCUUCCUCAAACAUUUCUCCGGCCGAUUUCCUUACCCUCUCUCCCUCUGAAGCUGAACCAUUCUUCUUCCUCUAUAUCUCGUCGACCAUGGAAGCUUCCCUUCACCGUAAGCGCUUCUUCUCAAGUGUCUCCAGCUUUCACUCCCUCCAACGACGAAUCGGAAAAGGCAAAACUCGAGCAGGUUGCGAAGAGAUUGGAGAAGACAGCGAGGUAUUUCAAGCGUUUGGGUAGCUUAGGGUUUUGGGGUCAGCUAGUGUGCACCGUGGUGGCAGCCGUCAUACUUUCAUUUUCGGUUGUCGUCACCGGAAAGGUGACUUCGCCGGCAACGUUUUAUGCGACUGCGAGUGGAAUAGUGGCUGCCUUCAUUUCUGUGUUUUGGUCCUUUGGAUACAUUCGCCUCUCUGAAAAGCUUCGAAGAACUGCAAAUGACCCUACUAAGGCACCUCCUCGUGCUGAUGUAGUGAAAGGCUUGAAAAAUGGUAUAAUAAUGAACCUCUUUGGAAUGGGUGCUGCUAUUCUUGGGAUGCAGGCCACGGUUGGAUUGUUAGUUGCAAAGGCUCUCACUUCUUCGGCCACCCCAUAUUAUCAGGGAAUCUCUCCUGGUUAUAGCCCUGUUCUCGCAUUGGAUGUAUUUUUGGUGCAGGCUUCAGCUAACACUAUUCUUUCUCAUUUCCUUGGGCUUGUUUUCUCACUGGAGUUGUUACGAUCAGUCACGUUACCUCCUUCAGAAGCAAUUCCAUUUCCCAAGUUUGCGUAAUGUGUGCCCCAAGACUAGCAUGAUAAACACACCCAAAAAUUUGUACCCUCAUUUCUAGUGGUUGUUUUCUUAAUGAAUUGUGUUCAACUUUGAUACAGCAUCUUAAGGCCCUCUUCCUGGUGAUAGAUAUCGUCAGGUAUUUACAAGUUAAAAAGAACCUGUGCAAUAUUGUUAGUGAGCAUGAUAUUGCCUCCACAAAUGAAGAUCCGUGGCAGAUUACCACGAUUGCAGUGGUAGACCGCAUUGUCUGCACUCUACAGCUUGGACCUGUUUGGGUUCCAACGCUACCCCUUAUCACUUUCAUCGCUUGUUUACGGUAAGUGUCAAUAGGAGAAAUUUCAAAACGCAACUUUAAAAUAUUGUUUAUUAGACCUGUCAUGCAAUCUCCAGGUUUUUGUUUCUUUUCAAAAUACCCGCUAGCUUGUUUGACAGUAUGUUGGAGAGUUUUUAUCUAAUAACAAAAUUUUGUAUUUGCAUCACUUUUUAUUAUGCAUCAGAAUCUUGUACGGGAUUGGUCUUAGGUUCAUGCGCGAGAAACAUAGGACAUAGAAAUGCGUAUGGAACUUUCAUAUUUCGUUGUUUCACUUAUGAUCAAGCUAUCCAUUGCUCCAUUGCUAUAUUCUUCACUCAUGCUAAGUGCCAACACAUAAAGUCACAAUACAUACAUACAUCUAUAUAUAUAUAGAAUUUUCGCUCACUUAACGUCUUGUUGAAAAGGUAAAGAACAUUCGUUUUUGUGCUUGUUUCGAAUGUGUCGCGAGUAAAGAAUACCCGUACUUAACAUUGCAAAGAAGGUGGUGCAGCGAAAUGGUUAGUGGGAAUUCGAGGUGAAAUCCUAAAUACAAACCCGCAAAUUGAUGAAUUAUUGGUUUUGCAGAGUAGGAAAGAAAACGAGAACCCAUUUGAUGGUCGCCACAACCCUGGAAGUCAUGUCAGUAAGUCCUUCGAAGUCUUAUGCAAGUUAAUGGAUUAUAAACGAAUUCAACAUUGAUAACUAAAAUUGGUAUCGCAAAUUAAUUUAGUUUAUGACAUUGUAGAAAAGGUAAAUUUAGUUUCUCACUUUUGGCAGUAGUCAAUCAAUUUGAUCCCUCAUAACAGUUAAUACAGAACCCAAAACCAAAACAUUAACUUAACAAAAUUUACAGAAGAACUUUAAACUAAUUGAAAAAGACCUCCGAAAUUUUGGUCAUACAAAAAGUUGAUAACAGAAAUAUCUUGAAUUAUUCUUGAUUUUUGGGUUUUCUAAUCAUACUCUUAACCAUAUGAAAAAGGGGUUAAGAAACGUUAUCAAUCUUAAUUAACACAAGAUUUUAUACAAACAGCGCUGGUAUUUGUUUUGUUUUACUAGGAUGCCUUAAACCGUUUUUGUUUUUUGUGUCUUCUUCUCCUGAGCAAAUGAAAAUUUUCUUCUCUCUCAUUUUAACAUUCAAAAAGGGGUAGAGUAAAUAAUGGUUAUUUGUUUGUUUACAAGAUAUUUUGCUUAACACUCGUAAACAUAGGCUAGUUACCAAGUUUGAUUGUUUGAAACUAGAAAAUCUAUAAAUAUAACAAUUAUAGAAAUUUCUACUCUGUACCGAUGCAGUACGAAUUCAAGGUGGUUCUUCAAAAGCGUAUCCCUUCAUGUUACUCCACAUGGAAUAUUGAACAGAAACGAAAUGGAAACAAUAUAGGACUUUGAGAUUUCAUAUUUACCCAACGAGUGGUAAAAAAUGAUAUAUUGCCUCUCUGAUAGACCAUUCAAUCAGUGAAAGAAAAAGUUAAUUCAGUUUUUGAGAUGGUAGAUUCGCAAAAGACCGAAAAAUAAUAUCUUCUGAAAAAAGGAAAAGCUUAACAAAGUUGAGAUCUUAAGAUAUUAAUUAUUUCUUUUUAAUUUUACAUUUAUAAUAUUUUCUAAACAAGUCUCUCGUAAGUCGUAAAACUUUUUUCCUCUUGCAAAUGGAAAGCCUAGUUAUGCAAAGGAUUGUCCGGUCUCAUUGAACUGUGCGUAACAUUGCCGAUGGACACAUCUCCAUGUAAAUCAAAAGUGAAAACCUUUUAU